AUGGCCCUUCGCAUCCUGAUUGCAGGUGGCGGCGUGGCCGGCCUGGCCGUGGCCCGCGCCCUGCGCGCCCGCUGCCCGCUGUCUGCUGCAGACAUCACUGUGUGGCAGCCGCAUCGUCCGGUCGAUGGUUGGUGGGGUGGCAUGACGCUGACGCCGUCGGCUUGCCGCGUCCUCGACGCUGCGCUUGGUGUGUGGCCUGCUGUCUCGGCAGACGAUGCCUCUGUCGCCAUUGACGCCUUUGUCACCACCGAUGCUGCCGGCGAUGAGCUGCUGCGCCUUGCCCCGGCCGCUGCGCCUGACUACGCGCCAUACGGCUACCCGAUGAUCUCGGUUGAGCGGGCGGCGCUGAUUGCGGCUCUCGCCGAUAGCGCUGCACCAGCGCCCGAAGACCGCGCGCUGGCGAGUGUGGCGCACGUGCCGGGUGCCGGGCGCACCGUUGUCGCCACCGAUGCCGACGGCGGCGCCGAUGACUUUGACCUUGUCAUUGCUGCCGACGGCAUCCACUCGGUGCUUGCGCCCAACGACGACGCACCACUGCUGGAUCUUGGCCUCAAGACCGUCCGCGGCGUGUCAGACUCGGUUGCUGCCGCCGAGGCUGUCACCGCCAUGGGCGGCGCCACGCUUGCGCUCGGCCGCGGCGUCUCGUGGUUUGCACGUGUUCUCCCGGGCGGCCGCUCGCAGUGGGCUGUCACGUUCCACUCGCCCGAAGACGCGUCGUUCCCGGAUGGCGAGCGUGGCCUUGCCCGGGUCGCCGCGCUCGCCGCCGACGCCGGCCUGCUCGCCUCCGACUCGCUUGCGGUCGCCGCCUCACUCGACGGCACGCCGUCCGACGUGCUCCGGAUCCACCAGCUCCGUGAUCGCGACCCGGCCGCCGUUGGCUCGUAUCUGGUGAGUGGUGACGACGGCGAGGUGCUGGGUGCUCGCAUCGGCGACGCUGCGCACCCGAUGUCACCGUUCUCGGGCGCCGGCGCCGUCGCCGCUCUCGAGGACGCCGCCGUACUCGCUCACACUGUUGCCGACGCCGCUGCCGGCAAGAUCGACAUCGCCCACGCGCUGCGUGCGUACAACGCGCUCCGUUUUGAAGCAGGCACCGCUAUGGUCCUUCGGGGGCGGACUGCCACCACCACCUCGCACACCCGCGGCGCUUUUACCGGCUUCCUCCGCAACAAGUUCCUCGGCUUCACCGGCUCGAUGCUGGAGCGCGCCCAGGCGGCCAACAAGGCCAACCACGUCAUCGCCGAGCACAUGUACGAUACCGCGAGCCUUGACUACGAUGCAGCAUAUGAGGCGACUGCCAGCCCCCCGGCCGACCCGUAACCAGCCAAACGAAGCCAAGCCAGACGGUAAAACCUCCAUCUGCCA
Thecamonas trahens ATCC 50062 is the source of this 1362-nucleotide messenger RNA. RefSeq names its product zeaxanthin epoxidase. The record is from RefSeq and is a predicted model, not a curated record. Lineage: Eukaryota; Apusomonadida; Apusomonadidae. The coding region runs from base 1 to 1317 and encodes 438 amino acids. The transcript has a single exon. Gene Ontology annotation, molecular function: monooxygenase activity.